Messenger RNA from Hemibagrus wyckioides, 2819 nucleotides. RefSeq names its product splicing regulatory glutamine/lysine-rich protein 1 (gene srek1). Gene Ontology annotation, biological process: regulation of alternative mRNA splicing, via spliceosome. The transcript is spliced from 13 exons. NCBI's taxonomy places the organism in Eukaryota, Metazoa, Chordata, Actinopteri, Siluriformes, Bagridae. Gene Ontology annotation, cellular component: nucleus; nucleoplasm. Bases 676 to 1980 code for a protein of 434 amino acids. Gene Ontology annotation, molecular function: single-stranded RNA binding. The record is from RefSeq and is a predicted model, not a curated record.
AGCCACACGCCCCUAUCCUUCUCGUCAAAAGUGUGUUACAUAAAAUACAAGGAGCCGAGUAGUGUUGGCGUGGCCCAGCAUUUAACCAACACUGUGUUUAUUGACAGAGCUCUUAUUGUCGUUCCGUGUGCAGAAGAUGACUAGAGUGGCCAAGGCGUUACAGUACUACCCUAGCCUGACUCAAGGCUUUGUUUUCCAAGCCACUAAACCCGCUGGGGCCCACGCUGCCUUCAAGGGGGGAUUGUGACCAGGAGCGUAGCCGCUGAACCUUCCAAGAUGGACACCUUGUCUCUUUUUUUUUUUUUUUUUUUUCCCUUUUCUUUUCCUUUUGUCUCUAUUUUUUGUUUGUUUUAGUUUUUUCUCUGACAUUGUGUCUUGUUUGCCUCUUAGAAGAGGCUGUUGCAUAUUUCAUUGUGUUGUUUCUUUUUUUUUGUUUUGUUUUGGUUUGUUUGUUUGUUUGUUUGUUUGUUUGUUUUUUCUCCUGUCCCCCAAGUCCCCACCAUUCCUCCUCUUCCCUAUGCAGUUGUCCACUUUUGCGUGUCUCUCAAAGCUGUCCAGGUUGGCAUCCAGUAAUGGAGGGGGAAUUGAACGUGAUGCAGCCAACAUGAACGGUUGUCUUGUGUUGCACACCCUUUCCAACACUGCGACACGAUUGCCCCAAGGAGAAAAGCGCCCAUGCUUGAAUAUCGUAUGGUUCAUGCCCAUUAUGUGUCCAGUACAGGAAAGAUCCCAGAGGAAGCCAAAGCUCUGUCCCUUCUGGCACCUGCAGCCCCAGUGCCCAGUUUGAUGCCCGGCGGAGGACUGCUGCCCAUCCCGAGCCCUGCCCCGCUGCAGAAUCUGAGUUUGCCGCUGGCAGCCCGGGGACCACUGCAGCUUGGUAUCGACUCAUCGCUGAGCUCCGUCUCCUCUCAACCCCCCAUCAUGGGCAACGUGGACCCUUCCAAAAUCGACGAGAUCCGCCGGACGGUGUAUGUCGGAAAUCUCAAUUCUCAGACCACAACAGCAGAGCAGCUGCUGGAGUUCUUCAAGCAGGUCGGCGAGGUGAAGUUUGUGCGCAUGGCGGGAGACGAGACUCAGCCGACCCGAUUUGCCUUCGUGGAGUUCGCCACCCAGGACUGCGUGGCCCGAGCGCUCGCCCUGAACGGAGUCAUGUUCGGAGACAGACCUUUAAAGAUCAACCAUUCCAACAAUGCCAUUGUCAAGCCUCCAGAGCUGACUCCUCAAGCUGCUGCUAAAGAACUGGAGGAUGUGAUGAAGCGUGUGAGAGAGGCUCAGUCCAGCAUAGCAGCAGCCAUCGACCCAGCCGACCUCAAAAAGCGCUCACCCAGCAGAUCCCGGAAAUCAAGAAGGUCCCAUUCCAGAUCUCGCUCUCAUUCACGUUCUCGCUCACAACGGAAACGCUCCCGAUCCAGGCACAGGGGCCGGCCAUCACAGAAGUCAUGGCGGAGGACGAGUGACUCGCACAAGAGACGCUCGAAAGACAGGAGAUAUAGUCGCUCACACUCCAGAGAAAGACGGAAAGACAGGGACGGGAAGAUGAGAAGGGGGGAUGAUGCUGACGACAGGAGAAGGGACAAAAAGGGAAGAAUGCCUGUUAAAGGCCACAGACCAUCCUCAAGAUCCCCCAGCAACAGCAGGGGUCACAGAAAGGGGAGCAAAUCACGCUCCAGGUCUGUAAGGAAGAAAGCAAGGUCUCCAUCACCAAAGAGAGGAAAGAAAGACAGGAGGAGAGAACACAGGCAGGGCAGCAGUAGAGAGUGGAGAGAGAGAUCAACAUCCAGGAGGAGCAGAGACUCGGACAGGCAAGCCAAGUCCAAACAGGCGGACAGCGGGUACAAGCAGAAGGAGCAGGACUAUGAGAGCGAUGGCGAGGACAUGGGCUCAGGUGCCAGCGAAGACUUUUCUCCUCACGCCCAUCACAACGGCGAGUACAGCAGAAUGCACGCAGAUGAAGGCGAGGAGUUCUCCACAGCCGAGUGAACUGGAUUCAAACCCCCCCCCCCCAUCCCCAGCGACUGGACUAUGGAGAGCUGAUGCUUCACCGGGGUUCACAUACUUGAAAUGUUCCUGUUCCUCUUUGUACAGAGUUUUCUCUCUUUUUCACUCUGUCAUGUUAGAUUCUUAGAAGUGUGCUAAUUAUAUGAGAGCUCUGUUGAGAUAUAGCGUAUGCUCGGUGUAUGUAAUGAUCAGCCGUUACAUUAAAACCACCUGCAUUAUAUCGUGACACCGAAACCAUGUCCAGUCCUAAUCCAUAACGCAGUCUUCUUAAUACCUGUGAAUGCUGUGCUAUCUGGAGCACCCUGCAAGAUGUUCAGGAGAUGCUCUGACCCGAACGUCCAGCCGUCAUGAAUGUCAGAUCCUUGCCCAUUUUUCCUGCUACCCACACAUCAACUUCGAGUACUGACUGUUCAAUCGCUGCGUAAAUCCUUCCUCCACUGCCAGCUUCCAUAAAUCAUUAUUAUUCAGUCAGUGGGUUUUAAUGUUACGGCUAAUUCAGGACUUCUGUUUCCUUUCUUCGGGUUUAUCAUUUUUAGAUAUAAAGCACCUCAUGGACCUGCCUCUUUUACUCCGAACUCUAGCUCAUCUUCACUUUUUAACUAGAAUCCAGGGGAUUUCUUUUCUUUUUCUUUUUUUUUCCAGUCCUAUUUAUGUAGUUAUGCAAAUACCCUCAGUUAUUAAGAAUAUAUAACCUUAGUAAUUACACCUUCAACGAAAUACACAGUUGGAAGAGGAUUGAAACACCCAGUAUGUAAAAAGUGCCUGGAAAAAAAAAAACAAAAAACAAACUUGCACAUAUUGUGUAGAAUUAUAAAAUAUAA